AUGAACCCACAGCCCCAAUCUUCAACGUCGACCUACACCCAAGGCCACAGCGCGGCCGUUGUGGCAUCACACGCGUCUCGCACGGUUGAAAACUCUGCAGCGUUCUUGCUUCCUCAUCUGCAGCCACAUUUCACGAUUGUGGACCUGGGCUGUGGCCCUGGCACCAUCACCAGAGGAUUCUGCCCCCAUGUUCCUCAAGGGUCGGUGAUUGGGAUCGACGCUGCGGAGUCGGUCAUCACAUUAGCCCGCUCGGGGGCCCCAGAGAACGAACAUCCUAAUCUGACGUUCCGUGUGGGCGACAUCACCGCCCGCUUGCCCUGGGACGACAACUCGGUCGACGUCGUCUAUACCAGCCAGGUGCUUUACCACAUCCCUACACCUGUCCGCGUUAUACAGGAAGCGCUUCGUAUCCUGAAGCCAGGCGGUAUGCUCGCCAUGCGCGAGACCGACACGCUGAUCUACCAUCCUAGCAACCCGGGGACAGAAGCCUUUCUGGCAGCCAUGGCCAAGGCAGUGUCCCCUGGGGCCCAAGGCAUCGGCUCCGGCCGCCGGAUUCACCUGUGGGCCCAAGAGGCCGGGUUUGAGAGGUCCAAGAUGCAGGUCCGCGCGGGCGCAACCUGCCAUCCCGCACCCGACGAAUCCAAAUGGUGGGCCAACAUCCAAGUCGAGCGGCUCAAAGGUGAGAUCGGACGAAAGUGGCUGGGAGAGCUCCAACUCGUCCGUAGUCAGGCUGAGAUCGACGCCAUGGUUGACGGCUUGAGGGCUUGGGGCGACAGUCCCGAGGCGUGGUACGCUGCGCUCCAGGGAGAAGUCAUCUGCUGGAAAUGA
Messenger RNA from Fonsecaea nubica, 828 nucleotides. RefSeq lists its product as hypothetical. The record is from RefSeq and is a predicted model, not a curated record. The transcript has a single exon. Gene Ontology annotation, molecular function: methyltransferase activity. The coding region runs from base 1 to 828 and encodes 275 amino acids. Lineage: Eukaryota; Fungi; Ascomycota; Eurotiomycetes; Chaetothyriales; Herpotrichiellaceae.